UGGUUCCGCUUUGCGGCUGCAUGGCUAGGCUUCCUGGCUUACGUCAUUUUGAACGAGCCGGAAGUGCUGUGUACACGUGUGUGAAGAGGAAAAUACGAGAUGUCUGCCUUAGACAGAGUAGUAAAGCCCAAGACGAGGAGGGCCAAGAGGUUUUUGGAACACAGGGGACCCAAACUUACCGAAAAUGACAAAAGUACUAUGCUUAUUAAAGGGGGCAAUGCUAGCAAUACUGUAACACAAGCUUUAAAGGAUCUGCAUGCUCUAAAAAAGCCAUCAUGUGUUUUAUAUAAAAAGAAAAAUAUGACAAGACCGUUUGAAGAUCAGACAUCGGUGGAAUUUUUCUCAAAGAAAUCAGACUGCUCACUGUUUGUGUUUGGUUCCCAUAACAAGAAACGCCCUAACAACCUGAUCUUUGGUCGCAUGUAUGAUUUCCAUGUGCUGGAUAUGGUUGAGCUAGGAAUGGAAAAAUAUGUGUCUUUAAAGGAGUUUAAGAACUGCAAAUGUCCUGAAGCCACCAAGCCUCUGCUGAUAUUUGCUGGAGAUGCAUUUGAAAUGAAUGAGGAUUACAAGCGCCUGAAAAGCCUCAUGAUAGACUUCUUUCGAGGACCCACAGUGUCUGGUAUACGACUAGCAGGCUUGGAGCAUAUAUUGCAUUUCACAGCAGUGGGUGGGAAGAUUUAUAUGCGCAGCUACAAAGUGUUAAUGAAGAAAUCUGGGUGCAGAACCCCACGCAUAGAACUGGAAGAAAUGGGACCUUCAUUUGAUUUUGUGAUGAGGAGGACACAUCUGGCUUCUGAUGACCUAUACAAGCUAUCUUUGAAACGUCCUAAAGCCUUGCAGGCCAAGAAGAAGAAAAACAUUUCGCACGAUACUUUUGGUACUAAAUAUGGCCGAAUUCACAUGCAAAAACAGGAUCUGGGCAAAUUGCAGACCCGUAAAGUUAGGGCGCUAAAAAAGAGGCCAGCAGAGAAGAUUGCAAAAGCAAGUGAAGACGGAACCCCAAAAAGGAGGAAAGCAAUUGAAUAGGGGUUUAGUUGGUUCUAGAGGACAGUUUAUCCUUUAAGCAUGCCUUUUUUUUAACAGGACUUACAUACUGGGCUAAAGCUUGUCAUGCCCGGUGUUAUCUUUUCUAACAGAAACCUUACUCCAACCAUAAGUUUCACCCUCUAAGAGAAAAUUGGGUGAACCUAUUAUUGUGUAUUUGCAAGCACCAAAAGUGUCAAUUGUGAAAGAAAGGGAAUACCUAGAGCAUUGAAUGAUGGAGAACUACCUUGAAGAAACCAAAAUCUAUCAGAAUUAGUUUGGGCUUCUAGUUAAUUGCCUAUACAGGAUUUAUUCAAAAUUAUUUUGUUUAUAUUAAGACAACUCUUAUAUGUAAAAUAUUUGUGGUCUGUUUCCAUUGAAUAGGUAAUUACCAUGUGCUCUGGAAACAGCGCUAUCCGUUUCACAAGAGAUUUUGUAUUGCAGUUACAGUAUUUGUCAGCCUGUACUUGUUACUAAUGGCUCCAUAUUGUAAUGGAAUCCCAUAUUAUUUGCAUGUGCUGGCUUCAGUUCUGUUGAAACUGGUUGAUGUACAAUUUCUUCUCUAAUAUAAACUGAUUAUUUCUUUUCUGUUUGAUGUAUUUAUGGAACAAAAUGCGUUAACAAAUAUAGUCACUAGAGGGCAGUGUACUAUGGACAAAAUGUAAUUCAUCAGCAGUAAGUUAGAACAGUGGUGCUCGUUUAAAGUUGACUUUUCAGUAACUGUUUAAGUGUGCAUAAAUUCCUGACAUGUCACAAUAA
Messenger RNA from Rana temporaria (common frog), 1782 nucleotides. It is a transcript of the gene RPF2, whose product is annotated as ribosome production factor 2 homolog. The record is from RefSeq and is a predicted model, not a curated record. Gene Ontology annotation, molecular function: rRNA binding. The coding region runs from base 100 to 1026 and encodes 308 amino acids. NCBI's taxonomy places the organism in Eukaryota, Metazoa, Chordata, Amphibia, Anura, Ranidae. Gene Ontology annotation, biological process: ribosomal large subunit assembly; maturation of LSU-rRNA from tricistronic rRNA transcript (SSU-rRNA, 5.8S rRNA, LSU-rRNA). The transcript has 10 exons. Gene Ontology annotation, cellular component: nucleolus.